Molecule: messenger RNA, 873 nt
Organism: Penicillium atrosanguineum
Lineage: Eukaryota; Fungi; Ascomycota; Eurotiomycetes; Eurotiales; Aspergillaceae
Product: DUF1769 domain-containing protein
Exons: 3
Coding region: 1-873 (290 amino acids)
Source: RefSeq, a predicted model, not a curated record
AUGGCCGCGUCAACUAAAGAAUCGAAAUAUCGCAUCAAGGUGACAGCGGGACCAGACUACGACCCCACCACGCACCAGGACGUUCAUGUCAACGGCGACACUUUACGUAUCGACAACGAUCGCGUCACUUUAGACCUCGCCAUCCGCAUUCAAGAUUACAAGGGCUACCCUGAGAACUCCCCCACAACGAACCCCUACUUCAAAGACCCCCUCCACACAAACGACCAAUACUCCAUCUCCAUCUCGUUCACUCCAAAAGAAGACAUCAACGGCAAUGACCUAAUAUUCGGCAAUGACUUCGACAAACCUCUGCGCGAUCGUUUGCCAAUGGGUUUCAACGCAGCCCUACGUCUCGUGCAAUGGUCUCUAGACCCCUCCAUCGAGGGCGACGCCUAUGCCGAUAAGCCGUAUUUGUACAGUCCUGCACUAGCUACCUGGAAUCAGUUUCGGGUUGGCGACAAGGAACAUCAGGAUGUGAAGGGGGAUUAUGUUGUGAAAGAAGGUGCUGAUGCUACGGGCAAAGAAGUUCGAAGCCAGCUUCAGAUUCCCGAUACACCGGAUGGGCGACGCAAGCAUUUCCAGACGGAGGCGAAUCGCCAGGCCUUUGUUUUUGAGAAGGGGAGGUCUUACUUGGCUGAUUUUGGGAAUCAAUAUUUGUGUUUCAGUGACAUUUCUGUCAAAUUGCCUGGAUUCCACAUUCCUGUGGAGGGCAUGGUGGAUGAUGAGCAUAAUGAGCUUCGAUAUGUUUUGAAGGACUCGAAGACUGGGAGGGUCUACCUUGUGGUUUUGUUUACUCUGCUUCGGAACUCAGCGGAGAGUGAACAACCCCCUUCUCAAGAAGAACCGGUCAAUGAGAUCGACGAGGUUGAUUAG